This is a messenger RNA of Trichobilharzia regenti, 2557 nucleotides long. The record is from the annotation of a GenBank genome assembly. NCBI's taxonomy places the organism in Eukaryota, Metazoa, Platyhelminthes, Trematoda, Strigeidida, Schistosomatidae.
UUGGAUAUUGAAGUUCGCGUGUAGGAGCGCCAAGUUUGUUAGUGGUGUUACGCUUAACUCAGCAUUAACCAGGCAUUAAUCAACAACAUAUACUGGUACCUGUCCAAAGAAUAUGGAGAAUGAUGAUGUUGUCUUGACGGACAGUUCGAAGAAGAUUAAGGCUAUUAUUUUGAUUGGUGGUCCAUGCAAAGGCACUCGAUUUAGACCAUUAUCUUUGGAGUUACCAAAACCACUUUUCCCUAUAGCGGGAUUUCCUGUUGUAUAUCACCACAUUGAAGCUUUUUCCAAAUUACCAGGAUUAAGAGAAAUUAUCCUCUUGGGGUUUUAUCAGCCUAACGAAGCUCUCAAUCAGCUAAUUUCAAAUGCACAACAUGAAUUUAAAGUUUCUGUUAGAUACUUACAAGAAUUUACAUCACUUGGGACUGCUGGUGGUAUAUAUCAGUUUCGCGACCAGUUGUUAUCCGGAUCUCCAGACUUGUUAUUUGUUAUGAACGGUGAUGUUUGCUGUGACUUACCUCUAGAAGAAAUGCUUGAAUUUCACAAAUGCCUAGGCACUGGAGAUCGGUUCGUAAUUAUGGCGACUGACGCAACGCGUCAACAGUCAAUGAAAUUUGGUUGCAUUGUUGAAGAUCCCAUUACUCAUGAAGUCAUGCAUUAUGUUGAAAAACCAGCCACCUUUGUCAGUACAACUAUAAAUUGUGGGAUUUAUCUAUUUACUCCGGGAAUAUUUAAAUUUAUCCGUAUAGCUUUUCUUGAACAUCAGAAUCAACUGAACUAUGAUUUAAGACCUUCGUGCAAAGAAAGUAUUCACUUAGAACGAGAAAUAUGCCAACCAUUAGCUGGAAGUGGUACCUUAUUUGUUUAUCAUACCAAUCGAUUUUGGAGUCAAAUUAAAUUUGCUGGUGCUGUUAUCUAUGCGAAUCGUCAUAUAUUAUCACUUUAUGAAAGAACACAUCCACAUAGACUUGCAAAAAUGACGCUAUCAAGUUCAGCUGAUCUACAAAUAUUGGAUAAUAAUCCGGAUAGCUCAUCUUUAAUUGUUAUGAAUGGUGGAGAUUGUCGACCGACAACAUGUGGACCAGUUAUAAUAGGUCAUGUAUUCAUACAUCCAACAGCUACAAUUGAUAGAACAGCUGUUAUAGGGCCUAAUGUCAGUAUAGGUGAACGAGCUGUUAUAAAAGCUGGUGUACGCUUAAGAGAAUGUAUUGUACUCAGGGAUGCAGAGAUUCGUGCUCACGCGUGUUGUUUAAAUGCAGUAAUUGGAUGGAAUACUGUAAUUGGUGAAUGGGCACGUGUUGAAGGUACACCGAAUGAUCCAAAUCCUAAUAAACAAUUUACUAAACUUGAUGUACUACCUGUUUUUAAUAGUAAAGGUCAAUUAAAUCCAUCCAUUACUGUUAUUGGCUCCAAUGUAGAAGUUCCACCUGAAGUAAUCGUUCUCAAUUGUAUUGUUCUUCCACACAAGGAAUUAUCACAUAGCGCUAGGAAUCAAAUUAUUUUGUAAUAAUAUACAUACACACUUACACAUAUAUGUAUACACUUAUGUACACAUUAUUUAAGUGAGUACUUAUAUGUACACACCUACACCCACGCGCGCAUGAUCAAUAGACAAAUUGACAGUGUGUUUUGUCUGUCUAUACACACACACACAUAUGUCUUGUGGAUAAGUUUGAAAUAUCCUCAAUUUUUCUUUUCUAUUAUUAUUAUUUAGUCUGUUUCUCUUUGUUUAGUUUAUUUAUUUCUUAAAAUAUGCCUUUAUAUACAUACGUACAUAUUUUAUAGUUUAUUGUUUAGAUGAAAUGCCUUCAUUUUUAGUAAUAUACGUAUUGAGGAAGACUGUACAUUUCUGUCCUAAUUUUUUUUGCUGUUGUGUUUUUCUAAUUUCUCUGUUCUCGUUUUCUUAAUUUUCUUUAAUUUAACGCCACAGUAAUGUUACUGAGUACGUUAGAAGUGAUAAUAAUGAAUACUACUAUUGGUGAUAGUAAUAAUAAGUAUUUUCUUUCGUGAUUGUUUCACCACAUAAAUGUGUGUGUGUGUGUGAAGUAAUUUUGAGUAGUCCCCCACUUUAAGGAUGAUAUUUUCUUCCUUAUUCAUCUGCGCCGUGAUUUUGUUAUCAAAUAAAACUUCUCUGUCUGUAUCAUGUUCAGUAAUAAUAGUCGAACUGCCUGCCUACCUACUUCCCUAACUACCACACUUCCCUACCUACCUACCUAACUGGCCGCAUACUACAUUUUGUGUAUUUUAUUCCUUUUGUAAUAUUUUCCCAUACAAAAAAGAAAACACUACAACUUUGGUUCUUCCUAACUUUUUCUUAUUCUUUUUGAUAGUUUGAUUAUAUAUAUAUAUAUAUAUAUAUAUAUAUAUAUAUAUAUAUAUAUAUAUAUAUAUAUAUAUCAGUAUGGUUGUUUUUCCCCCAAUUCAUUGAACACUUCAGAGUUGAUUAGUUUACGUUCUUCCACUUUUGCCUCUUUUGUUCCUCUCUUGUAUUUUGUUUUGUUUUUUUGUUCUCCACAGGAUACAGUUAAAUAACAGCAAUACAGUUUAGGUGGACACCAAA